AAAACAAGCCCCAGUUAACGGAGACGUCAAAACUGUAGCAGAUAAACCCUAAUAAUAUUUGAUUUAGGAAUUGGGAGCUAACCGGGAAGAUCCAUUUCGAGCAGUCGGAUACAGAAAAUCGGUGCAAAACGAGAGCGAGAAAAUGGCGAUGAAUUCAGUGAAAUGGGGCUAUGUUCGGAUCAUAACUGGCACCAUUCUCGGCGGCGUUCUCGGCUUCUACGUGAUGCACCGAGUCGAAAUCAGCUACAAGGAGAAAAUGAAGGAGAGAUUGAGAAAAUACGAGAAUGAAUUGAAGAAGAAGGAGAAGUUGAAUGAACUUGAAGAAUCUGUCUAGCUUUUUUAGCGUUAGUAACAUUUUCCCUUGUUCCCCUAAUAAAUUGGGUAUAUUUCUUUCACUCCUCAAGAUUUAUUUAUUUUUAAUGGUAUGUGUGGUACAGCAAUGAAUCGAUCCUAGCUCUCAACUAGAAAGAACUCUUAGUUUGAAACUUGAGAUGAAUGGGAGGGAUUUAGGAAAGGGGAGGGCUAUUCAGUAGUAUAGCACUAUAACCCAUCAUCAGAUUGGAUGUACUCAAAAAAUGAAGCACUACUUCCAGUUUAACACAAGAUUGUAAGUUGCCCCUCGUAGCUGAUCAGUGGUUGCUUCUGUACUUGUAGUGAAUUUGGUCAAAAUGGGGUUUGAUGGGGAUAAAGUUCUCAACUUUGUUUGUUCUAUUUGGAUUAUUAUAAUUUUGAAAGCCCAUUUGUAACAUGCACUGCCAGUUUUGUUGAGUUUGGUAUUGUGUAUCUGUUGUUUUUUUGGAAAUACCAUAGUUAAUGCGGGACUCAAAUUCCUCCU
Rubroshorea leprosula is the source of this 835-nucleotide messenger RNA. The record is from the annotation of a GenBank genome assembly. NCBI's taxonomy places the organism in Eukaryota, Viridiplantae, Streptophyta, Magnoliopsida, Malvales, Dipterocarpaceae.